UUGUGUUUCAGUGAUUUAAAGUUCACGAUUGUCGGCUGUGAUUCGAAGAAUAAACAGUUAUGUUCUCUUCAAGGAAUAAAAUCGAUUAAAAAUAGAAGUAGCCCCGUCGUAAUCUAUUGUGUAUAUACACAUUUAUGAUGUUGAUAGAAGUGCGGAAAGCAGACGGGAAUACCGAGUGGUUUAAAAAGUAUAAAACAUAUAAAGCGGCCCCAAGUAUCGGUUUUCCAACCGGGGGCUGUUGGCCAUUCCUGUCGUCCACCACUGCACACAAAUUACAGCUAGUUUGAUUUGUGCUGAUAAGUAUCUCGAUGAUUAAUUAUUCCAAUCCAGUUAAUAAAAUAGUAAUUCAAUAAGUUUCGACGUUGUGCCCAAUUUUAUCAAUAAAUAAAUCUAAUCUAGUGUCCUAAACUUAGUUAAAAAUUCACACAAUCACUGUGACACAAAAAUGGUCCUUAGUAGAAAUGACAAAAGGAAGAGAAGGGAAGGUGAUCUUGUUGACCUCAUGGACCCUCUUUCAGAAUCUCCGAAAAGGACCAAAGUCCACGCACAGAGAAAGUUUGCCCAGGGUGUAGCGACUAUAUUUGGUUCCACGCAAUCUUCUAUCAAGGAAAAGGAAAAGGCCAAGCCUGCAGUUAUCACAGAAUUGAUAACUCAUGGGCGUCCGAACACUGAAGACUUCUUAACAUUCUUAUGUUUUCGAGGUACGCCAAUGCUGCCACCCAGUUUAGAUUUUUUCAAUGUUGGAAGUCGUAAAGAAAAGCAGGACCAAAAAUCGUCAAUUAGUAUUGUUAAAAAGAGUACACCACCAACCUCAACACCUGGAACAGAAACACCAAAAUCAACUACCAGCACACAGAAAUCAAAUGGGAAAGGCAGUAGUAGUUCCACUGAUAAAAAAAUAACCACAACCGAGAAAAAUAUGACAAAGUUUAAAACAAGUAAAACGGCAACUUCUGCAGUUGAGGCAUUGAAGAAAAAAUACCAGGAACAGCGUCUGGCAAAGCAAAGGAUAAAGAACAAAUUUAAACCUACAUGUGUAAUGAGAACUCGGUCAUCUACAGAUAGAGCCAAAAUGAAAACAGCGACUAUCGUUCCACCCAAAAAGUUUGCGCCCAAGGUUGAAACAAAGAGACACUGUCUGCGCAGCAGCGCCACUGCUAAUAAAAGUAAAAAUGUUGGAAUCACAAAAGGAAAACUGGAGUUGCCCAAAGCAAAAAAGAGAUCGCUUGUCAGAGAGAAAUGUAAUGAUUCUUCAAAUACCGAUGUUUCUUCGGACGAUAAUUCACCAACUAUUAGAGCGAUGCUACGCUCAAAACGGCAGUCCAGACUUGCAAAAAAAGUUUGCACAAGAAGCAAGUCAGAAAUGAGACGAAUAACUAGAUCUCACCGAGAAACAAUACAGACUCAGGUUCUAUCGAGACGCCCGUCUAGAAAGACCAAAGAAGCAGCAGCGGUUUACAUGGAAAUUCUUGGUAGGAAAUUAGUUAGUCCAGAUUUAGAUAAUGAAGAUAAUUUAUCAGUGGAUAGUUUUCCCGAACUUCCGAAUGCUAGAAGAAUAGCGCAGAGGGAAAGUGAAAUACGAGCUAAAGUAAAACAGACUUCGAAACAAAACAGUAACAAAGAUGCCAAAUCUGAGAAUAGCAGGGGAAGUAGCACUCGGCUGUCCAAAGAUAAAGUUGACAGGAGCAAUCUAAAGAACAAGCGGCCGUUAAAAGUACAAAAGUAUUGCGAACUGGACAGCGAAGAUGAUUCGGCAUGUUCAGUUCAAUCUGAGAAUAUUAAACCUGUGACAAGAAGAAGUCUUGGCAAGAUAGCCGAGUCAACAAGCAGAAGCCUCAGAUCAUCGCCAAGAAAUGUGCCCUCUAAAUUGCAGUCAGAAAAAAAUAUGAAAACUGAAAAAGAAAAAGUGAUGGUGAAAAGAAAGCGUGAUCAAAAUUCUGGAAAAUUGAAGGAAAGCCCUGUGAAGACUAGCGUAACUAAGCAAAAAUCAAACAAAUCUAAGAGUAAAAGUGACAAAUCUGAAUCGGAUGAAGAAACUUUAGGAAUGCUGCUUGAUAAAAUGAUGAAAAAGAAAAUGAAAAGUGAACCGAACAAGUCCGAGAAAGCUGAUAAAGUAAAGUCCGAAAAUACACCUCCGGCAAACGUUGAUGUCAAAUACGACACUUCAAAAAUAUCGGACGAUGAAGAAUCUUUUCGAGGGUUUUCUAAUAAAGCCAUAUCAAAGGUCUUAAGCUCGUGUCACACUCAUGUUAAGGCUAAUCUGCUCGCAUCUGAGGAAACCAGUGGGAAAUUAGAUGUGCUUAAAACACAUGACACGCCCGAAACGGACAAAACGGAUAUAAAAAACAAGCCUUUUUCUGAAGUAGAAACGAGCGAUCUUUCACCUGUGACUAUAAAUGUAAAUGAGUCAUCAACCAAACCUAUUCCUGAAGAUUCAAGUUUAUCAGAGAGUAAAGCAGUUCCACUAGUUCUACCUGUAGUGUCAAUGAAUGUACAUCAAAUUUAUAAUCAUAAUCCAAGCGAGUCUACUGUUAACAUAAUUGAUAUGCCUCGGUCAGCAUCUCUGGUACGAAAAGAAAGAGUGAACAUGUCUACUGAACAGAUUGAGAAAUGGUUAAAUGAAAGUUCAAUGGCAAAAGAAGAGAGUAAAGCGGAAAUGGAAAACGUUUCUGGUUUUAAAUUUGAAGAUACGGUGAAAGUAAAGAGCGACGUCAGCCAUAUAUCUAUAUCUACUAGAAUUCAGCACUUGGUUCGUCCAGUCAAUAUAAGUUUUUCGAAAACAACUGAAAAAAAUAAUUACAAGUAUAACAACGUAGUUCAGAAUAAAAUUCCACCAAUAUUAAAUGUUCACGUACAACAUUCGCCACCUAAGCAACAAGGAAUACCAACAAAUCGUAAUAGAAUAAAUGCCGAUAUAAAAGAAAUUAUCAAAGGAAGAAAUUUGAAAACUAGUAAAGAUUCGUCCUUUGGUGAAGACAGUGAUGCUGUUUCUAAAUCUGAUCAUAACUCCAUUGAUGGUUCGCCGGAUAAGAAAUCACCGGAUAAAAAAUCCUUCCAACCACGAAAACCUUUUUUGCCCAAGGUAAAAGAACGCAAAGAUAUCACCCCCAGUGCAAAUGCCUUUUCACCAGAGAACGAAAGUAGUGUAUAUGCAUUUGAGAGUGACAAUGAAACUCCAAUCAGUACACCAUUUCGACGGAGGCUUAAAGACACUGAUAACAAAACAGAUAGUGUACCCUUGAUGUCCGAAGACGAGGCCACAAAAACUGAGGAAGAGACUCAGAAUGUACAGAACCAGGAUUCCACUCCUGCUGAUACUCCGAAAGCGAAUCAAUUCGAACUACCGAAGAUUUUUGCCGAUCUAGCAACGAUGCAGGUUUUGCCAAUCGACAAACUGACUACAAGCUGGAGCAACGUUGGCUGCAGUACUUCAAUAGCCGUGCAAGUAAAUCUUGAUGAGCAAUCACAAGAGCCGCAAACCACGACGACAGAUGAAUCGAUCUUGAAAAGUACUGAAAUAUCAACUCAGACGGAUGGCAAUAAUGAUAACGAAGAUGACAAUGAUGGGGGUCAAUUAUUUUAUAUACCUUUACAAGCUGUAACCAGGAGUGGUCCAAAUUUGGUACAGGGUCAACAGUUGAUUCAAGGCGUUGCUGUUAAACUUGGGACCGAGGGUCCAACUGGUCCAAAUCAACGUGUUUUACUGAGAGCGAAACUAGUCACUAAACCACCUUCUACAGUAGCUCGAUGUCCACCUGUAGGUACAGUUCAGCCAACAGCUCGUGUACCACAGAAUUCGUCAACUUCUGGACUUGACAAUCCUGCUCCGUCAACUUCAACAAGUGUAGCACCUACACCAUCUACGUCUAGCUUUCAGCAUCCCUUAUCCAACAGAAGUUUUACAGUCACGCAAACAACACAGCGUCAAAAUGUUUCUACUGCAACAGGAACUAGCGUAAUACCAGACAAAGUUCAGAAGUCUCCUAAAGCUUCUAGAGAAAGAAAAACGUCUAUAGAUUCCGUGAAAAGCGGAAAACGAUCUCAAUCCAAGUCCAAACCGAAAACAUCAGAGUUCUGUUCACCCAGCAAUACGACUACCUUUCCAAGCCCAAAAAAUGCCAAUGAAGAGGCUCGUCUCGUUGAAGCUCCUACAUUUCAUCCUACCGAGAAAGAUUUUCAAGAUCCAUUGGAGUAUAUCGAUAAAAUACGCCCCAUUGCUGAGAAGUUUGGUAUCUGUCGUGUAGUUCCACCGCUAAACUUUAAGCCUGAAUGCAAAGUAUCGGAUGACAUGCGUUUUACAGCAUAUAAUCAAUACGUACAUCGGAUGUUGCAUCGGUGGGGACCCAAUGUUAAGGAAAUGAUGGCUAUUAAAAAGUAUUUGGCAACCCAGAGUAUCACUCUCACUCAUCCUCCCUGGAUUGGCGGUAUGGAGGUAGACUUGCCACACUUGUAUCAGACGGUGCAGAGUCUAGGCGGCUUGAAGGAGGUGAUUGAGAAAAAAAAGUGGCAGAAGGUGGCUGAUGGCAUGAAAAUCCCAAAAUCUGCUCAAGAUCGGGUUACUAAGUUAGAUGAUAUCUACUGUAAAUAUUUAUUGCCAUAUGACACGCUUUCGCCAGAGGAAAGAGAAAAACUGUUCGAUGAAGUAGAAACUGAUUGGGCCAAGCGUGAGAGCAAGGCCUUGCAGACACAAACUGCACCUUCUAGUGACAAUGAUGCUGAAGACGAUGACGAGGAUAGUUCUGAUGAAACUGAGGAAUGUAUCGUCAAAGGGAGAAACAUGCCAUUGAAUGCAUUCUACCGCAUUGCACGAAAUACACAACGUAUGUGGUUCGGUGAGAGUCAACCACCAUCUGGUGAAGCUGAAGGCGCAGCCGCAAAUGAAGUUGAAGUAGCAUUUUGGAAACAUGUCGCAGAGAGGAAACGACACGUUUGUGUUCACGCAGCCAGUAUUGACUCGAGCGGUCGGGGUUUUGGUUUUUCUGUUGCUAAGAACAGUCCGUUUGCGAGACAUCCUUGGAAUCUUAAAGUAUUGACUAACAAUGCUGGUUCGGUACUCAGAGCAUUAGGGCCUUUGAUGGGUGUUACUGUGCCAACCCUACAUGUUGGAAUGCUGUUCAGUGCAUGUUGCUGGUACAGAGAUCCUCAUGGUCUGCCGUGGAUAGAAUAUUUGCAUACAGGUGCUAAAAAAAUUUGGUAUGGGAUUCCUGAUGAGCACAGUGACAACUUUAGAGACGCUUUGGCUAAAAUGGUACCACGCUAUUGCAAGAAUAAAACGAUAUGGUUACCAUCGGACACAGCCAUGGUCCCACCAGAAUUGCUUGUGAAAAACGGAGUUCCCUUAUGCCAGACAGUGCAAGAGCCCGGACAGUUCAUUAUUGUAUUUCCUAAAGCCUUUACCUCUAGCAUAUGCACUGGGUAUGUUGUUUCUGAAAGUGUAUACUUUGCACAAUCGUCCUGGCUCGUCACUGCGGAACAAGUAUUCAAGGAUAUACAAGAGAGCUGUGAACCAUCAAUAUUUUCAUUUGAAAGACUGUUGUUCAGUAUUAUUAAUGAUGCUAGAUCCCAUGUCGAUGUACUUAAACAGAUAUUACCAACUGUGAUGAAUAUUCGGGAGAGAGAAUUAGAAUAUCGUAGACUACUGGGAAAUGCCGGUCUAACGAAUACUGAGAGGCUACCCUUACCUGAUAGUGGAAAGCGAAGAAGAGGAAAAAAAGUUAAGGAAGACGACAGUGACUUUGAGUGCGAAACCUGUCGUGCCAAUCUGUUCGUUUCACUAGUGAGCAACUCGCAAGAUGAUUGUGUCUACUGUCUUCCACAUGCUUGUCAGAUACUUACAAGGAAAAAACAGCUUCUGAAACACUCUACGCUUAUGUACACAUACAGUGAGGCGGAAUUGGAUGAUCUCAUACAUAAAUUGGAGGAUAAAAUCGAAGCCAAAUCUAAGAAGACUAAUCAAAUGAGACAAGCUAAAUAGGCGAUAAAAAUUUGUAGUGAUAUUAUAUUUAUUUAAUAGAAUUUUCGCAUAGGCAAUUAUUUAUCAAUUUAUUAUAAUAUUUUCUAAGGUUGACGCCAUGAUUAAUUCUAUACAUUAUUUAUUACGUCACUGUUUUACUGACGAAAAAAAUAGUAGCAAUAGUAAUGAUAAUAAUGCCUUGAUACGGCCAUUUACAAAAUUUUAUUAGACAUCCGAAAUACUCCGAGAGACCGGAAUGCCGAUUUCUACAAAUCAUGAUUAGAUAACGAGUGAUUUUCAACACAAGAGAAGAAAUAGAAGUCCAUCAUAUAACUAGGCGCGAAUCACUGUUAAGCGAUAUUUUUCGUGCAUCACGAUCGAAUUUUCUUCACAAGAUUUUUUACCUCAACGAUCGGGCCGUAUUAAAGUUCAACAACUUAUAAAUAAUUCUAUUGAGAGGGAGAAAAUUAAAUUAAUGACAAAAUUGAUGUAUUCAAUUUCUCAACUUUCAUGUUUGACUGGAGUGUCUGCUUUUUUUGUAGUCAUAUUUUUAUUUGAUAUAUUUAUAAAAUAGUGUGUCGUUAUGCUAUUCACACGAUAAAGUCAAAUUAUUCGAGUUAAAAUAACUGUAGGGAAUUAGUAUAUUGUAGAUCAAUCUUUAUGUAACAAAUAUUAACGGGUGAAAAGGAGCAGAAAUUUUCUUUCUUGUCUAUACCUGAGUAGUCCGAAUUUAUCCAACUGUAAUACUGAAAUUUAAAACGGUUAAUCAAAACGAUAGUUGUAGUUCCUCAAUGUAUUAAAUUACAACCAAAUUUGAUGAAUUUAUACGUGAUGCUUUAAUUAGUGCAAAAAAAAAGUGAUGAGGCUUUCUCUGUAUAGUUAUUGAGUGCCAAAU
Messenger RNA from Diprion similis, 6848 nucleotides. RefSeq names its product protein Jumonji (gene Jarid2). Gene Ontology annotation, molecular function: histone demethylase activity; DNA binding. NCBI's taxonomy places the organism in Eukaryota, Metazoa, Arthropoda, Insecta, Hymenoptera, Diprionidae. Gene Ontology annotation, cellular component: nucleus. The transcript has 12 exons. The record is from RefSeq and is a predicted model, not a curated record. Bases 446 to 5974 code for a protein of 1842 amino acids. Gene Ontology annotation, biological process: chromatin remodeling.